AUGGAAGAAACAGAAGAUUAUGAUACGAAAAUUGACGUUAUGAUAGAAACAGAAGAAGAUCAAGGACGUAGAGAACACAAUGUGACUCAUAAUUCCGAAAUCACCACAUUACUUUAUUCACUUAAUUUUAAGUAUAUUGCAACUAUGGAUAAAGACAAAGCUAUAAUUAUAUGGCCAGUUGUGCAUAAUAAAACAUAUCUCCAGUGGGAUAUUAGGACCUCAACUUUUGAUUUUGAUGUAUUUGAAGAAACUUAUCAAGUUAAAAAUUUUUUUGGAAAAUUUGAAGUUAAUAAAUCUAAUGAUAUAUUAGCUUUAUGGAAUCGUGGUUUGAAGAUUUAUUCAGCUCAAACAGGCAUUAGAAUUUCAAGUUAUAAUGAACAUUAUAAGAAUCAGGAUAAUGAAAAUUUUCAUAUUAACAUUUUUAGACCAGACAAACCAUUAAAAGUUGAUUUAAUUAAUAAAAUUAGCACAAAGUAUGUAGGAUUCAAUGCUCAAACAAUAUACAAAAACAAGAUCAUAGGAAUUGUUAAAAAUAAAGUUCAGAUUCUCGACUUUGUUGAAUACCUGCAAAGCGAUUGUAGAGAUCAAUAUAGCCAUUUUUUUAGCAACAUGGAUGAAAUACUAGAAAAAUUAAUUAAUUCGGAAAAUUAUAUCAGCACUGAUCUGAAGAAAGAAUUAAAAGGUCAUCAAAUUUCUUGGAAUUACGAUAAGGAUUCAGGAAAAUUAUCGGCUAAUAAAAAAGGCGAUAUCUUUCAAUCAUUUUUCAAUUCGGAUAUCAAAAUAUGCAUCGAUAAACUUAUUUUGUUAUCUAAUGAUGAUUUAAUGAUUUUUAUGGAUUCUCCACGGUGUAUAAUUGUAACUCCAUCCGAAUCUUAUACCCUAUAUUAUGGAAAAUUACAGAUACGAUUCAUUUUUUACGAUAUUGAUUUUGUAAAAAUGUAUCAGAAAAACAUAAUAUCUGAAUACGAUUUUUUUGUCAAAUAUUUUUAUGAUGUCCUUUCCCAUCUCGAUAAACAAAAAUUUUUUAUUGAUGAUGAAAGUGAUUUCAAUAAGUGGAGUAGUAAUAAACAUUUUGGCAAAAAAUAUUCAUCGAUUGGAAUUAAUGGUAGAGAUCAUUUAUUUUUGUUACAUGGGCAAGCUCUUUUAAGCGCUGCAAUCAAAGGACAUAAAAUGGUUUUUGAUAAGUUUAUUACAUUGGUUGUACCACUGCCUAAAUUUUCUGCUUAUGAAUCUAAAUAUUCCUUUUGGAAAGAAAUAUUAGGAAAACCAUCAUCUAAUGGUUUUGUGAAAAUGCAAAUUAUUGAACUAUAUUCUGAUUGGAAUGGGCUUAUUUCAACAAGUGGUCAAAAAUUUUGUUUAUGGUUAUCAUCUAUUAUUGGAUGUUUAUUAUUACAGAUAUACGGCAAUUUAUAUGGGAUUGGAAGCAAUAUUUAUAGUCCAUGGAAUUUAUUUGAUAUUUGUGCUUUACUUUUUCCUGUUUCAACUUCCAUUUAUUGGCUAUCGAAUGGCACUCCACCAUUAUGGGCACCUGCACUCUCGUGCUUAUUUCUUUAUUUCAAAUUCUUAUUCUUUUUACGAGCCUUUGAACGCUUUAAUGUUGGCUUUAUCUUGCAAUUAUGGCUGGCGUUGUUGUCAAGUGAAAAUAGCAGCACGACUGAUGUUAAUUCAAAUUUAUACUCUUAUUUUGAAACUUCUCUUCUGGCCGUUUAUUUAUUGAUGACUGGUGAUAAUAGUUCACUUUCUACUUGGGAUUAUCGAGAAAAUCCCAUUCUAGUUAUAUUAAUGGUUUUAUUUUUAAUUUUUACCGUUCUCUUUAUGCUAAAUCUAUUUAUCGGGUUAUUAAGUAAUGCAAUUCAAGACCAUGAUAAUAGAGCUGCAUUUCUCUUACAAAAAGCCAAG
Messenger RNA from Dentiscutata heterogama, 1899 nucleotides. Lineage: Eukaryota; Fungi; Glomeromycota; Glomeromycetes; Diversisporales; Gigasporaceae. The record is from the annotation of a GenBank genome assembly.